GCCGACAACACUCAAGUCUAGAACGCAACACUACUUCGUGACCAGACUGUUACAUUGACCUGGAGUAGCAUCAUUUAAGAUAAUUGGUUAUUUAUUUUAUUUAAACACUUCUAAUAUUAUUUAUUUCUUAACUUUGUUUACCUCUCUUUUACGUUUUUACUUCGUUGGACUAAGCACGUCAUCGCAAUGUUUCCCGAAUCUAACGCUGCGCCCGGGUACACUUAUGAUGAGUGCAGGGCCACAGCUGAUUGGCUGUCGAGCCGCCUGUCAGUGCGCCCCCUAGUGGGCAUCGUGUGUGGCUCUGGGCUCGGACGCCUGGCAGACGGCCUGAAGGACCAGGUGGUCUUCAAGUACAGCGACAUCCCCAACUUCCCCAAAAGCACAGUGCACGGCCAUGCUGGCAGGCUGGUGUUUGGGACUCUGAAGGGGACGCCGUGUGUGUGCAUGCAGGGCCGGUUCCAUCUCUACGAGGGCUACCCCAUUCAGAAGAUCACGCUGCCCAUCCGAGUGUUCAAACUGAUGGGCGUGGAGACGGUGAUCCUCACCAACGCGGCGGGGGGCCUCAACCAGGACUACAGGGUGGGAGACGUCAUGAUCAUCAAGGACCACAUCAACAUGCCCGGCUUCGCUGGGAUCAACCCUCUGGCAGGACCCAACGAGGACAAGUUUGGUGUGCGUUUCCCUUGCAUGUCGGACGCCUACAACCGUAAGCUGGUGCGUCUGGCCCAGGAGGUGGGAUCGGAGCUGGGCUUCAGCGACUUCCUGCGUGAGGGCGUGUACUGUGUCCUGGGGGGGCCGUCCUUCGAGACCAUCGCCGAGUGCCGCAUGUUGAACAAGCUGGGCGCUGACGCUGUUGGCAUGAGCACGGUUCACGAGGCGAUCGUGGCGCGCCACUGCGGCAUGCGGGUGUUCGCCCUGUCCCUCAUCUCCAACCAGGCGGUCAUGGACUACGAGAGCGAGGAGCGAGCCAAUCACGAGGAGGUUCUGCAGACCGGGGACGAGCGUGCCCAGCAGCUGGAGAAGUUCGUGGCCACCUUCAUCUCCCGCCUGGAACACGACGCCGCCACUCACUGAGGAGCGCGCCCUCUGAACCCUGCUGUUACACAACGCAGCUAAAGAAAGAAAGAAAUAAUAAAACA
Clupea harengus (Atlantic herring) is the source of this 1139-nucleotide messenger RNA. Its product is annotated as purine nucleoside phosphorylase-like. Gene Ontology annotation, molecular function: purine-nucleoside phosphorylase activity. Gene Ontology annotation, biological process: nucleoside metabolic process. Lineage: Eukaryota; Metazoa; Chordata; Actinopteri; Clupeiformes; Clupeidae. Gene Ontology annotation, cellular component: cytoplasm. The record is from RefSeq and is a predicted model, not a curated record.